CGAAGAUGCGAUGGUGGGAGAAAGUUCAUCUGUUUCUUCACGAAUUUCAGCAAACCGCUAGUAGGCUAUGACGCUGCGGCUCGGUUACUGCCGGGCGUUUGCCCUCGGUGUUUAUUUCGUUUUUACGAUAGUGCAUCAUGUCGAGGCUCUGCGCGGCUGUGGUGGUUGCGCCAACGCCCUAAACGCAUAUGGAGGAUGUAAUUGCUCUGGGAUUAAGGGUAGACCUGGAGCUCCCGGUCUGCCAGGUUCACCAGCUCCACCUGGCAUUUACGGAGAUAUAGGUUUCCCAGGACCGGAUGGACCCAAAGGUGAAAAAGGGAUGGCCGGAGAAAUUGGUGGUCAAGGAGAGUUGGGACCAAGGGGAGAUGACGGACUUCGAGGACUGUCAGGAACUCCUGGAUUUCCUGGUAACGAAGGAGAGCCAGGUUUCUCUGGACCAGCUGGUUUAGACGGGUGUAACGGUACCGACGGCUCACCAGGUUCACGAGGACUCCCUGGAUCCCCUGGUAGAAGAGGCACGACCGGUCCCGACGGGGUGCAAGGUCCACCAGGUGAACCUGGAGAAGGUGGAGGAAAUUCUAUCGGGACUAAAGGUGAACCUGGAGUCCCAGGGUAUGAUGGAAGGCAAGGACCAGAAGGACCGAGAGGACCGAUGGGCUCACAAGGUUACAGAGGAACGCCGGGAAUACAAGGAAUAACUGGAGAGGCUGGUCCUUGGGGGCCGCAAGGUGACCGUGGAGAUUACACGAAGGGAGUAGCUGGUGAACCGGGAAAAGCAGGGGACACUGGUCCAGCUGGUGAACCCGGAGAAUCUCCAGAAAAUGAGUUGAGGAUUCUACCAAUAAGUCAGUCUCUUCGAGGUAGACGCGGUGAUCGUGGAGAAAAGGGAGAAAUAGGACCGAGGGGAAUCAAAGGACAAGUUGGUUCCAAAGGAUAUUCGGGAGUUCCAGGUCUGAAAGGAUCUCGUGGCUUGCCCGGAGAUGAAGGAUAUGAAGGUCCCAGAGGAAAAGAUGGGAAAGAAGGACCAAAAGGUCAACCCGGAGAGAAAGGCGACAAAGGAGCUCCCGGAUACGCGGGAAUACCUGGAACGGACGGAGAAAAAGGUGAGCCAGGAGAACACGGUCCACAAGGUCGUCCUGGAAUUCAAGGAAUAGAAGGACCUAAGGGUGCCUACGAUCCAACGCUUGAUAAGAUCGUACCAGGUGUAGAGGGUCCUCAGGGUCCCAUCGGUCUCCCCGGGAACAGGGGCAUGGCAGGUAUUCCCGGCAUGCCAGGAACGCCAGGUCCUCAAGGACCUGCUGGAGAGCCCGGUCCUCCUGGUAAAAUUGGUCAACCAGGUAAAAAAGGAUUAACUUGGAAAGGGGAACAUGGUGAUCGUGGUACACCCGGAAACCCUGGAAGAACAGGACCACCUGGUCCGCCAGGGCCAGUCGGGCGAGCAGGUGACAAAGGUUUCAGAGGUGAAGAUGUUGUCGGUCCUGCCGGGGAGCCUGGCAUGCCAGGAAUACCGGGAAUAGCAGGAUUACGUGGCGAGAGAGGAGACGUUGGUUUGACCGGACCUAAAGGUUUUCCUGGAAUAGGUAAAGAAAUGACCGGACCACCAGGAGAACCUGGACCAAGGGGAUUCCCAGGAUUACAUGGAGAUGACGGAAUUCCUGGAUUCGACGGGAUAAACGGAGUCAAAGGAAAGAGAGGAGACGAUUGUGGUGUUUGCCGCCCAGGUCUACCUGGUGUGAAGGGUGAAAAAGGUGUUAGUGGACGUCCAGGAUACCCCGGCCCCGUAGGAUUCGUAGGUUUACCAGGGCCAAGGGGCCUAAAAGGUACCCCAGGAAAGGCAGGCAUCGCGGGACCUGUUGGUUUGGAAGGGUCUGCAGGUUCUCCAGGAGUACAAGGGCUGCCUGGUGCAGAUGGACCGGAUGGAAGAUUGAUUUUUCCCGCUCCAGGACAAACGGAGGCUGCUGAAGUAGGGGAUAAAGGUUACCCAGGAUUUAUGGGCAACGACGGAAAAAUGGGUGAACCUGGACCUCUCGGUCCCACUGGGUUACAAGGUAAUAAGGGCGAACAAGGGGCGCCCGGAGAAGAUGGAUACUUUGGAAGAGAUGGAUCACCAGGAAGAGCUGGUCCCAGAGGACCCAAGGGAUUCGCUGCUGAUAAAACCAGAGAAGAACUAAUUGGUGACAAAGGAAAACGUGGAAUACCUGGAAAUAAAGGUGAAAUGGGAGAUAAAGGUUUGAAAGGAGCAACAGGAGAUGCGAUAGGUAAAUUGGUACGUCUGCGUGGAGAUAAGGGAUUCCCAGGUUUGCCAGGAGUGCCAGGUAUUGACGGAUUCAAAGGUUUGAGAGGCUUCAAGGGAGAUCUUGGAGCAAGAGGUAACUUGGGUUACCCUGGACCUCAAGGAAGAAGCAUUCCUGGACCACAAGGUUUGAAAGGUUAUCCUGGUAUUCCUGGAGAUAGGGGCCCCCAAGGACAGCCUGGUAUAGAUGGAAAAACUGGAGAAAUGGGAAGUCCAGGAAUACUAGGGCUAAAGGGUAGUCGUGGAAGUCCCGGUCUAGCAAUUCUACAUGGAGAAGAAGGUCCAAACGGCCUUCCAGGACCGAAGGGACAACCGGGCGAUUUUGGAUUCGAUGGUUUUCCCGGUAGAGACGGCUAUCCGGGAAUCAAAGGUGAAAAAGGACCCAAGGGAGCUCCCGGCAUCGCUGGUGCACCUGGACUGGCUGGCAUGAAAGGUCAAUUGGGUGAUGUACGAAGAGGACCACGCGGGCAAGAUGGACUCAAUGGAAGCAUAGGAGAACGCGGUGCACCUGGUGAAGCUGGACCUGAUGGCCCAGACGGGUGGCAAGGACCAGUAGGUGCACCUGGAUCUAAGGGAGACCCAGGUUUUCCUGGCCUUCACGGUGCUCCAGGAGAUGAAGGCGAGGCAGGAUUUCCCGGUCAUCAAGGAUACGUUGGAAGCGCUGGAUUACCAGGUCAAACCGGAGCUAGAGGUGAUAUGGGAUUCCGUGGAAACAGAGGCGCGCCAGGUCCGCAAGGGUUACUCGGACAAAACGGUUACAAGGGUCAGAGGGGUGAUAAGGGAUUACGAGGAUAUGAAGGGUUAGAAGGAGAUCCUGGCUUGCCAGGACCAAGAGGAGAUCAAGGACAACCGGGUUCUAAAGGUGCACGCGGAGAUUCAUCUUUCAGUGGACCAAAAGGUGAACCAGGAAUUCCGGGGAUGGUAGGGCCACCUGGUUAUGAUGGACCUCCCGGACUACCUGGAACACCGGGUUUGCCAGGUUCGAAAGGAUACGACGUUUUCGGUCCAGACGGAUUCAAGGGAAUGAGCGGAGAACCUGGCUUACCUGGACGCAACGGAGCAAUUGGUUUGAAAGGAGAGAGAGGAGAGAUUGGAGUUGAAGGAUUGCCCGGACAGAUAGGUGACAAAGGUUUCAAAGGAUACGCAGGAUCGUCUGGAUUGGAUGGUCUACCUGGAAUCAAGGGUGAAAUUGGAGAUAGAGGUUUCAGAGGAAUACCUGGAAGAAAAGGAGAAAGAUCCCCUGACGGUGAACCAGGUCAACUAGGAAGACCAGGACUGCCUGGAGAUGUCGGUCCUCCGGGAAUUACAGGACCUCCCGGUUCCCCUGGAUUGAAAGGAGAUAAGGGAUUACCAGGAUUACCAUCAUUCGGUACUGUGGAGCCAGGAGAAAUGGGAGAUACUGGUAUUCACGGACCCAAAGGUAUUAAAGGAAUUCGGGGAGACCAAGGAUAUCCUGGACAAAUGGGAAGACGAGGAGAAAGAGGCGAUGACGGGUUCAAAGGUCUCAGGGGUGAACCAGGAUUCCCAGGUCUGAAGGGAGAAAGAGGCAGAGACGGUCUAGCAGGAGAACCAGGACUGCCAGGACAAAAUCCGGAACCAGGUGAUCGAGGAGAUCCGGGAUUGGACGGAUUCGAGGGUCCACCUGGAAAAACGGGACAAAAAGGAGCACCAGGUGAACUCGGAGACGACGGUUAUCGUGGAGCACCUGGAAUUCCAGGAAUAAGUUUACAAGGACCCAAAGGGAUGAGAGGAAACGAAGGAUUUCCAGGUCCUCAAGGAGCGAUAGGCAUGGAGGGCUUCCCUGGCAAAGACGGUUUACAUGGUAUGCCUGGUGAAAAGGGUAUGCAAGGAGAUUACGGAUUGCCAUCGUUCAACUCCAAAGGACAAAAGGGUGAAGUAGGUUUCCGUGGACCGGUGGGAUUCAGAGGGGAAAAAGGACAACGAGGUGAUCAAGGUUUCGAAGGAAGACCAGGGUUCUCAGGACGAAGAGGAAACAAAGGUCUGCGGGGUCCUAAAGGUUAUCCCGGAGCUACUGGAAUCAACGGAUUCAACGGAAUGAAGGGUGAACCAGGUGACUGGUUCACAGAUAUAUUCCCAGGCGCACCAGGAGAUCAGGGUCUGCCAGGUUUCGACGGACGAAAAGGAUUACCAGGUUUCCCUGGACGACCCGGUUUGCAGGGAAGAAAGGGUGAAAAAGGCUUCAGAGGUGAUAUUGGUUUCGACGGUUUACCUGGAUUGAAGGGUAUCAAAGGAGAAAGAGGGGACGCGGGUUUGCAAGGAGCCGUGGGUAUAAGAGGUCUUCCAGGACAGAAAGGACCGAGAGGAGAUCCGGCCCCGUCACCACCAGGUCCAAGGAGUAGGGGAUUCUACUUCACUAGGCAUUCCCAGUCGGAGCAGAUUCCUAUUUGUCCAAGAGAUACUAUAAAACUCUGGGAUGGAUACUCUUUAUUACAUAUAAUGGGAGAUGCGAAGGCACAUGGACAAGAUUUAGGUGCUCCAGGAAGUUGUCUAAGAAAAUUCAAUACUAUGCCAUAUUUGCAUUGUAAUCUGAAUGAUGUCUGUAACUACGCACAAAACAAUGACUACAGUUAUUGGUUAUCGACGACUGAACCUAUGCCGGCUACGAUGACCCCCAUUCCAUCUCCAGAAGUUGCCAGAUAUAUAUCGAGAUGUUCCGUAUGUGAAGCACCAACCAGAAUCAUUGCAAUUCAUAGUCAAACUACAGCGAUUCCUCAGUGCCCAAGUGGAUGGGACGAUUUAUGGAUUGGAUACAGUUUCAUAAUGCACACUGACGCCAACGCUGAGGGAGCUGGACAAUCUUUGGUAUCUCCAGGUUCGUGCCUUGAAGAGUUCCGACCCAAGCCUUUCAUCGAAUGCCACGGUCACGGUAGAUGUAACUAUUUCGCGACCGCCACCUCCUACUGGCUGGCCACCAUCGAAGACAACAACAUGUUCAAGAAACCCAGGCAGGAGACCUUGAAGGCCGGAUACCUGACGUCCAGGAUAAGCAGAUGCUCCGUUUGCAUCAGAAGGAGAUACAACGUCGUUGCCAGCAAUCCAGAACCGCGUUUGCCUCCUCCAGAGGUGAGGUUACCCCCUAACCGAUAUCCGGAGAGGAGGCCAGUUCAGCCUUCCAACACUGGUCGAGGCUACGAUUCCAGAGAGAACGAAGUCAUAGGGUACCAGAGGGGACCGAGCAGGUAUCCAGAAAGGAGGCCUUCUCCGGCUAGCAGCGCAACUUACUACAAUCCGUACCGCAGCGCCUACGACCGGAAUAAUAGGAAUCUACAACCAGGAAGGCGUAUCAGGCCCGGAAUGAGGAGACAUAAGAAGCAUACCACGAAGCAAGUCAUCCAGAAUAAUGUGUGAUUUUCUAGUGCCAUUUAAUAUUGUAAUUAUGUGAAUAUGUAUGUUCCAAUUGUAUUAUAACUAUAUUAGAGUCGUAGAACUUUUUACCUUUAUGUGAUGUCGAUGAAAUAUAACUUGCUUCUCCACGUGCUUUGUGGAGAAAUUUCUUGAGUGUGCAAAACUUGACACUAUCUUGAUAGACAUAGUAUAUAUUUAAAAAAUUAUAUUUUUAUCGGUAAAAAAUUGCAAAUACUUCGGAAUUAGCUUUAACUAAUACACGCGAAACAUGAAUGCUCUACCUAAGAUACACUGCCACUAGUAUUUUCAUGUCCAUAUUUGUGUAACUGAAAUAGAAUUUUCAUUAAAAAAUGUUACUUCAAGAAA
Coccinella septempunctata (seven-spotted ladybird) is the source of this 6025-nucleotide messenger RNA. RefSeq names its product collagen alpha-1(IV) chain-like. The transcript has 14 exons. Gene Ontology annotation, molecular function: extracellular matrix structural constituent. Gene Ontology annotation, cellular component: basement membrane; collagen trimer. NCBI's taxonomy places the organism in Eukaryota, Metazoa, Arthropoda, Insecta, Coleoptera, Coccinellidae. Bases 68 to 5662 code for a protein of 1864 amino acids. The record is from RefSeq and is a predicted model, not a curated record.